This is a messenger RNA of Erinaceus europaeus (western European hedgehog), 2065 nucleotides long. RefSeq names its product eukaryotic elongation factor, selenocysteine-tRNA specific (gene EEFSEC). Gene Ontology annotation, biological process: selenocysteine incorporation. Lineage: Eukaryota; Metazoa; Chordata; Mammalia; Eulipotyphla; Erinaceidae. The record is from RefSeq and is a predicted model, not a curated record. Bases 16 to 1812 code for a protein of 598 amino acids. The transcript is spliced from 6 exons. Gene Ontology annotation, molecular function: GTP binding; translation elongation factor activity; GTPase activity.
GCGUCUCCCUCUGACAUGCGGGCUUCAGCCGUCGGCGUGCCUCUGUCCCGGGCAAGGUGGCCGGAGCCGCGCAGGCGGCCGGGCUGCGGGUGGGAGGACCCCGGGCCGCGACCCCGGGCGGCUGCGGAGCGGAAGCCGCGGGGCGGAACGGCCGCGCGUCGCUCGCGGGUGUCGGGGGGCCGCUUAGCGGGCGGACCGCGGCGGCGGCGGCGGCGGCGGCGGCGGCGGCGGCGGCGGCAUGGCGGCAUGGCGGCGGGUGAACGUGAACGUGGGCGUGCUGGGCCACAUAGACAGCGGCAAGACGGCGCUGGCGCGGGCGCUGAGCACCACGGCCUCCACGGCCGCCUUCGACAAGCAGCCGCAGAGCCGCGAGCGCGGCGUCACGCUGGACCUGGGCUUCUCGUGCUUCUCGGUGCCGCUGCCCGAGCGCCUCCGGCCGGCGCUGCCCGGCUGCCCGUCCCCCGAGCCCGGCGCGGCGCGGCUGCAGGUCACGCUGGUCGACUGCCCGGGCCACGCGUCCCUCAUCCGGACCAUCAUCGGCGGUUCCGAGGAGCACCCAUUAUCCCUGUGGCGGCCAAGCCUGGGGGACCAGAGGCCCCCGAAACAGAAGCUCCCCAAGGCAUCCCAGAGCUCAUCGAGCUCCUGACGUCCCAGAUUCCCAUCCCAACGAGAGACCCCUCGGGACCUUUCCUCAUGUCGGUGGACCACUGUUUCUCCAUCAAAGGCCAAGGCACUGUGAUGACAGGGACCAUCCUCUCGGGCUCCAUCAGCCUCGGCGACAGUGUGGAGAUCCCUGCCCUCAAGGUGGUGAAGAAGGUCAAGUCCAUGCAGAUGUUCCACCUGCCCGUCACCUCAGCCAUGCAGGGGGACCGGCUCGGCAUCUGUGUCACCCAGUUCGACCCCAAGCUGCUGGAACGGGGCCUGGUGUGCACGCCCGAGUCCCUACACACCAUCCACGCCGCCAUCAUCUCCGUGGAGAAGAUCUCCUACUUCCGGGGCCCCCUGCAGACCAAGGCCAAGUUCCACAUCACGGUGGGCCACGAGACUGUCAUGGGCCGGCUCAUGUUCUUCAGCCCUACGCCCGACAGCUCUGACCGGGCACCUGUGCUGGACUCCUUUGACUUCUCACGGGAAUACCUCUUCCAGGAUCAGUACCUCUGUCGGGACUCAGCGUCGGCAGGGCCAGACAACAGGGAGGCCGACGGGAAGGGGGGCCAGACCCCAGACAGUGGCUGGCCCCGGCAGCAGUGGGCCCUGGUGGAGUUUGAGAAGCCCGUCACCUGCCCUCGGCUGUGCCUGGUCAUCGGCUCCAGGCUGGAUGCAGACAUCCACGCCAACACGUGCCGCCUGGCCUUCCACGGCGUCCUGCUGCACGGGCUGGAGGACAGGAACUACACCGAGAGCUUCCUGCCCAGGCUCAGGGUGUACAAACGGAAGCAGAAGCACGGCCUGGUGGAGCGGGUAAUGGACGACUACAACGUGAUCGGCCGCUCCCUCUUCAAAAAGGAGACCAACAUCCAGCUCUUCGCGGGGCUUAAGGUGCACCUGUCCACCGGGGAGCUGGGGGUCAUCGACGGCGCCUUCGGCCAGAGUGGGAAGUUCAAGGUCCACAUCCCAGGAGGCCUCAGCCCUGAGUCUAAGAAGCUCCUGACACCUGCCGUGAAGAAGCGAGGCCGCGGUGGCCGUGGGGAGACCGCCAGCCAGGAGGAGGGCGCCCCUGAGCGGCAGGAGCCCAGCCAGCACGUAUCACUCAGCCUGUCCUUCAAGCGCUACGUCUUUGAUACCCACAAGCGUAUGGUCCAGUCCCCGUGACGGCCGCCCUGCCCCAGCCACUCUGCCAACACCCCACCACAUGUGCCUCAGCCCUUCUGUGUCGCCUUGUGGGCAGCAGGCCCCUGGGGGACAGUCACUGGAGCCGGAAGCCACUGUCCCUCCGCCCUGCCCCUUCCUGCCCAGCCCCGCUAGAAAGAGGCUUGGCCUGCUAGCGGUGUCCCUAAGGCCAGUCUUGUCUGUCUCCAGGCCACUGGUGACUGAAGCUGCAAAUAAAUGUCCUUGGCCCCACGGA